Messenger RNA from Aureobasidium musti, 1772 nucleotides. NCBI's taxonomy places the organism in Eukaryota, Fungi, Ascomycota, Dothideomycetes, Dothideales, Saccotheciaceae. The record is from the annotation of a GenBank genome assembly.
GACCCUACACUACAACCAUCAUGGAUCAAUUGUCGGGCUUCCGUAUAGCCAAUGUGCUAUACAAGAAAAGUCUUUUGAAUGCGAUUGCUUCUGCUGCUGCAUUGUCCAUUUUCUUCUUUGGUUAUGACCAAGGAAUGAUGGGUGGUGUCAAUACCUCGGCGGAUUAUGCUCAACUCAUGGGCUUUGGACAUGUCGAUGAGGCUACUGGACGAGUCGUAGUCACAGAUUCCUUAUUACAAGGCGGAAUCGAAAGUUCAUCCUUGCUUGUUGCAGUCUACUAUCUCGGAACACUUUUUGGAGCCUUCCUGGGUGGGUGGGUGGGAGACAGAGUUGGCCGUAUUCGCACCAUUGCCCUUGGCGCCAUCUGGGCAAUCCUGGGUGCUGCUCUGCAAUGCUCCGCUCAGAACCACGUUUGGAUGAUUUGUGCGCGUACAGUGAAUGGUAUUGGCACCGGUAUCCUCAACUCGAUCGUCCCAGUCUGGGCCACUGAAACGGCCGAUCACACCUCGCGUGGUCAGUUCAUCGCUAUCGAGUUCACGCUCAACAUUUUCGGUGUUGCUGUGGCGUAUUGGUUGGAGUUUGGUUUGUCCUUUAUCGAUGGAGGUCGUGGAGCUUUCCAAUGGCGUUUCCCUAUUGCUGUGAGUAUCGAGCAUGCUAUCUCGAAACGAUGUACUGAUCUGAAUCUUGAUAGNUUCCAAAUUAUUCCCCUGCUCAUGCUCUUUGGCAUCAUCUGGUUCUUCCCCGAAUCUCCCCGUUGGCUUUGCAAGGUCGGUCGCGACAAGGAAGCAAGACACAUCCUUGCGCGUCUCCGUGGUGACGAAGGAGAAGAUAGGAUCCGAGCCGAAGCUGAGUACCAGGAUAUCAUCAACAUCGUACAACUGGAGAGAAGCACAUCGAAGCAAAACACUUACUGGAGAAUGCUACUCGACUUUGGCCACGGAAGCUCUGGAAGUCUGCACACUGGCCGCAGAGUCCAAAUCGUCAUCUGGCUGCAAAUCCUGCAGGAAUGGUGUGGUAUUGCUGGUAUCACUGUUUAUGCUCCUACCAUUUUUGGCAUUGCUGGAUAUGAUGCGCAAAAGAGUGGUUGGUUGUCUGGUCUUAACGAUACGACGUACAUGCUUGCUACUCUGGUCUGUGUCUUCACUCUUGACAGGAUUGGUAGAAGAUGGACUCUUUACUGGGGUGCUGUGGCUCAAGCCAUCUCUAUGUUCCUGAUCGGCGGAAUGUCGCGCGGUGGUAUCAAUGCUGCUAACAGUGGAAACACUGCUUUGGCUGCGAGAUAUGGAGCUGCAGCAGCCAGUUUCACUUUCAUCUAUACUGCAGUCUUUGGUGCAACCUGGCUGACUGUGCCUUGGUUGAUCCCCGCCGAAAUCUUCCCUCUGGAGGUCAGAGCCAAAGGAAAUGCCUGGGGUGUCGUUGGUUGGUCCAUCGGUAACGGCUGGCUCACUCUCCUCUGCCCAGUCAUGUUCGACAGCAUUGGAGAGAAGACCUUCUACAUCUUUGCCGCGUCAAACGUCAUUUCGAUUCCCUUGGUCUACAUCUUCCUUCCAGAGACCAAUCAACGCACAUUGGAAGAGGUCAAUAUUCUGUUCUCGGCUUCGACGCCUUUUGCUUGGGAUGCAGAGAAGCACUUUGCGGACUUCCAGGCUGGAAACCCGACUUAUGUCUCUGGUAGCCGUGGCAAUUCCGUCGUAGAUCCGGAGACUGGGUUGCGUGGUAAGGUCAGAGAUUCUACUGAUAUGGUGGAGACGAUGAAGGAGAAGGAUAAUGUU